Boleophthalmus pectinirostris (great blue-spotted mudskipper) is the source of this 5715-nucleotide messenger RNA. It is a transcript of the gene spata20, whose product is annotated as spermatogenesis associated 20. Lineage: Eukaryota; Metazoa; Chordata; Actinopteri; Gobiiformes; Gobiidae. Gene Ontology annotation, biological process: carbohydrate metabolic process. The record is from RefSeq and is a predicted model, not a curated record.
UUCUGCAGCGUGCACAUGUGCUGCAGCAGAGAACCUCCUCACAGGUUCCAUUACAAUGUUGCUGAGGUUUGCGUGGCAGCGGGCGCCAUGCAGCAGGACUAGCCCACUAGCACUAGCACGUCUCGGGACAUCUACAGCGGCUUCUCUGGGCUGGAGAUCCCCACAGCACAGUGCUUGUUCGGCGCGGUGCUUCAGGCUUCUCUCCCGUCCCUCCCCUUCAGACAGAGCGGCGUGUGUCCUCCGCUGCUCGGCCUGCUCCCGGAGCUCGGUGUUGAUCAGGAUGGCCUCAGGAGGUGAAGAGUCCUCUCACAGACACACAAACAGGCUGGUGAAGGAGCGCUCUCCUUAUCUGCUGCAGCACGCACACAACCCUGUUGACUGGUAUCCAUGGGGACAAGAGGCGUUUGACAAAGCCAAGACUGAGGACAAACCUAUCUUUUUAUCAGUGGGCUAUUCCACAUGUCACUGGUGCCACGUGAUGGAGAGAGAGUCCUUCGAAGAUGAGGAAAUCGGUCAAAUUCUGAGUGACAAUUUUGUGUGCAUCAAAGUGGACAGAGAAGAACGCCCCGAUGUGGAUAAGGUCUACAUGACGUUUGUGCAGGCGACCAGUGGAGGAGGGGGGUGGCCUAUGAGUGUGUGGCUGACUCCGGACCUCAAACCGUUCAUCGGAGGGACUUACUUUCCUCCCAGAGACCACGCCAGAAGACCCGGUCUCAAAACUGUUCUCAGCAGGAUACUGGAGCAGUGGCAGAGUAACCGCACUGCUCUGGAGUCCAGUGGAGAGAGGAUCCUGUCCGCUCUGAGGCAGGGCACAGCUGUGAGUGCACAGUCUGGGGCGAGUGUCCCUUUAGCCCCAGACGUAGCACAGCGCUGUUUCGAGCAGCUGGCCCAGUCGUACGAGGAGGAGUACGGAGGAUUUAGAGACGCUCCCAAGUUUCCCAGUCCAGUAAACCUGAUGUUCCUGAUGACGUUCUGGUGUGAGAACCGCUACAGCUCUGAGGGGGCGGAGGCUCUGCAGAUGGCCCUCCACACACUGAGGAUGAUGGCACUGGGGGGCAUCCAUGACCACAUAGCACAGGGUUUCCAUCGUUACUCCACAGACUCGUCCUGGCACGUUCCUCACUUUGAGAAGAUGCUGUAUGACCAGGCUCAGUUAGCUGUGGCUUACAUCACUGCCUCUCAGGUUUCAGGAGAGCCCUUCUUCGCAGAUGUGGCCCGGGACAUACUCCAGUACGUCUCCAGGGACCUGAGUGAUAAGUCUGGGGGCUUCUACAGCGCGGAGGAUGCAGACUCUGUCCCGGUGUCGGGGGGAGCGGAGAAGCGCGAGGGGGCCUUCUGCGUCUGGAGCGCCUCCGAGGUGCGGGAGCUGCUGUCUGAGGUGGUGGAGGGCGCUACCGGAUCUGCGUCACUAGCAGACAUCUUCAUGCACCACUACGGGGUCAAAGAACAAGGGAAUGUCGCACCAGAACAGGACCCCCACGACGAGCUGCGGGGACAGAACGUGCUGAUCGUGCGCUACUCGCAGGAGCUGACGGCCGCCCACUUCGGCGUCAGCGUCAAGAGACUCAACGAGCUCCUGGCCACGGCCCGGGCCAAGAUGGCGGAUGUGAGGAAGAGCAGGCCGCGCCCACACCUGGACACGAAGAUGCUGGCCUCCUGGAAUGGUCUAAUGCUUUCAGCUUAUGCUCGGGUGGGAUCAGUUCUGAGGGACAAGGACCUGCUGGAGAGAGCGGUGCAGGCCGGGAACUUCCUGAAGCAGCACCUGUGGGACCCCGAGAGGCAGAUGAUGCUCAGGUCGUGUUACCGUGGAGACCAGAUGGAGGUGGAACAAAUUUCUCCUCCCAUCGUGGGCUUCCUGGACGACUACGCGUUUGUGAUCUCCGGGCUGUUGGACCUGUAUGAGGCUACCUUCCAGACUGAGUGGCUGCAGUGGGCGGAGGAGCUCCAGCUGAGACAGGACGCUCUCUUCUGGGACUCUGAGGGCUGUGGCUACUUCUGCAGUGACCCCCACGACCCCACUGUUCUGCUCCAGCUCAAAGAGGAUCAAGACGGCGCCGAGCCCAGUGCCAACUCCGUGUCUGCGUCUAACCUGCUGCGUUUGUCCCAGUGCACGGGCAGAGGGGAGUGGGUGCACAGGUGCCAGCAGCUCCUCACCGCCUUCUCCAAACGCCUCAGUGCCGCGCCCAUCGCCCUGCCCGAGAUGGUGCGCGCCCUCAUGGCUCAGCACAGCACCCUCAAGCAGAUUGUGAUCUGUGGACAAAAGGACGCGCCGGAUACAGCCAGUCUGGUAGCAGCGGUCAACUCCCUGUUCCUCCCACAUAAAGUCCUGAUGCUGUGCGAUGGCGUCUCGGACUCCUUCCUCCGGACACGUCUUCCCGCUCUGUCCUCCAUGUCCCCUGGCGGAGGACACGAGGCAGCCAGGGCCUAUGUGUGCCAGGACUCCACCUGCUCCCUGCCCCUGACGGACCCCCAGGAGCUCCGGAACCUUCUCCUGGACGGGCCCCUCCUCCAGGAAACAUGAAUGAACUGACAAUGAGCCCAGAUACACAGAUUUUUACAUGUUCUUAUUUUUCGCGCCAACCAGCCGACUAUUACCUCAGAAGCAUGAAAGAACACAUAUUAUGCAAAAUGUAAAGCUGCACUGUGUAACUUUUUGGUUAGAGGUCAGUCACCUGCUUGUUUCUAUGGAUACGUCAUUGCUUUGCCUGGAAUGUUCCACAGUGUGACAUUAAACAGCUCUACUUUACAUUUAUUCAAUUACAUUUGGUUUUAUCGAUCAAAAAUACCUCGAAAAACAGACAUUCUGACUGUGAGCGGGGUCGCCUCUGCACAGAUCUGACCUGUUACUUGGUCUGCUCUGGUCUCCAUGAAGAUAGAAAGGUUUAAUGUCAUACUGUGAAACAUUCAAGGCAAAGCAAAAGGAGAAAUUCAAUUCAUUAACUGGACAAAAGUUUACUUAGGUCGAAUACGUUUUGCAGCUCGUCAAAGUAGACCCCCACACUCAGUGCAAGUUUAAUAGGCUCUAUUCACUCUUACAUCACAAACCAGGAAGACGUUUGGAAAGAUGCGAUUAUAACUUUUAGUGUAGGUACCGACAAUGGGCUCGCCUAACAUUUAUUUAUUUAAACCGACUGUGAUCAAACCCACUGAAGUAAAUGUGAUGGGCAGUAAAGUGAAGACUGCAUACGUAUGUGCUGUUUGGAAUCAUCUUUGAUUUGGCCCCUCAUCUCUUCUAAUCUCAUGUACCCGGUUUGCUCGGAGUUCUGCGUCAGUGGGGAAAUGAUGAGAACUGAGGUGUGGUUGUAAAUGUUGAUUAGCUGAACCUAACAGAAUGCUACAUUGACAUGGAGAUGAAGAAAAAUGGGCCUGGGAAGUUGUAAUGGCAUCUUUCCAAACGCCUUCCUGCCUUGCAAACUAACAGAAACUGUGAACAAGUUGGUGUGUUAGUUUCAGUGUAGUUAGUUACCACAUUUUCCGGACUAUAAAUCGCUCCGGAGUAUAAAAGUCGCACCAGCCAAAAAAUGCGCAAUGAAGAAGAAAAAAACAUAUAUAAGUCGCACUUUUUGGGGAAAUGUAUUUGGUAAAAUCAGAGCCCAAGAACCGACAUUUCAUCUUGAAAGUCAAGUUCUAAUAAUAACAGUACACAGAACAACAGGCUGAAUAGGCGUUAAUAUGUUAACAUAACAUAUUAACAGUUAUUCAGAUAAUUAUAGCAUAAACAGCAGAACACAAGUUUAACAAACUCUCGAUCUCACUCCAAAUCACUAAAUCCAUUGAAUUCUUCAUCCUCGGUGUCACUUCUGCGCGACCUCCGGAGGUAAACCAUAGAUCCAUGAGGUAAAGGGAGCGCCGCUUCCUCUUCUGUGUAGCUGUCGUCAGACUCAGAAUCAGAUCCAUUUAGAAUUAUUCUGGUCUUUCUGAAUCCCGACAGGAGGGUUUCGAUUGUCAUUGAAGUUCAGGCUUUGUUGAUCCAUCCAAUGACUUCAAGGAAAGUUGCAUGGUGCACCCUCCCAGUUGCCUUGAAGCUGUGUUCUCCAGCCUCGCUUUCCACCAGUCCCUCACAAGUUUCUUGCUCACUCCAAACUUUCUUUCUGCUGCUCGAUUACCGUUUUCAGCUGAAUAUUUAGUGCGAAGUGACAGUGGUACAGGAGUAGUAGGAGCAGCAGAUACUCACAUAGGAGCCUAGAGCGCCCUCUGAAGUCUGUCAGUCUGUAAAUUUUAAUAUAUAAGUUGCACCGGAGUGUAAGUUGCAAGGAAACAACCAAACCAUGAAUAAAAGUGUGACUUAUAGUCCGAAAAAUCAGGUAGUUAGUUGGCUCCUCCCUUCAGGCAGAUAUAAGGCAAUGUCCACCAGCGUUUGACCACAACUGAAGAAACAGCUGCCAAACAUAUUCGACUAAAAUAAACUUUUGUCCAGUUGACAAAUUGAAUUUCUCCUUUUGCCAUGAAUUCUACUUGGACAACUGAGGGACUGUACACAUAUUCCAGUCAAAGUAAUGACGGAAUGUAUCACGGAGUAAGCAUUUGAUGGACGCUUAACCAGAAAAGUUACACAAUGCACCUUUAAGUCAUGUUGUAAUGCUGUUAUGUCCUCAAAAACUCAGAGUUGUGUUUUGUUUCAUUCACAUGUUUGAGUAACCUUUUUAUUAUUAGUCUAUAAACUGGGACGAGGGUGCUUUUUAUGCUCACACACUUGGGAUACUGUCCUGAGGAGGUUGGACUGCGGAUGCUGCUGUCGUUCUGCCUCCACCAAUAGGAAGACAGUGCUAAAACUUGUAUAAAUCAGCUGACCGGAGAUGGUAUAGCAACAUCACGUAACCACUCUGAAGAAGACCGCAGUUAGCAGGUAUGAAAACAAACUCUUUGUCGGAAAAAAGAACCUAAUAACAUCUGUAACGUCUGUCUACAUCUACAAAGCUCAAAAUGCUUAGUUCCACCUUGUAAUGUCAUGAAGAGAUAGUUUUCGAGUUAACAUUUUAUCUUUUGUUCAGUAGAGAUUUUUAAUACCAGGGCAGAAAUGAUCCAAAUGAUUCUAGUGAAGAUGUAUGGAGUUUAAAACGGUGGAGCACUUCCUGUAUUACCACAUGACAUCACAAGGUGGAACUGAGCGUUUUUAGCUUGAUAACUCGAUCUUAAUCUGCAGGGUUUGUGUGUUAAACAUGUGAAUAAAACAAAACACAACUCCAGGUCUGUUUGUGAUGAGGAAACUACAUUAGAACAUAGAUCAGAAAACGGUCUAAUAAAGUAUUCCUAUUGGUGCUAUGUGGAGUUGCCUCAUAUUAUGCAAAUCUGAUCUAUGUUAUCAUGUUUAUGGGUUGUGGUUUUAUUCAUGCAUGAGAUUUGUAAACAGUUUUGCUCUCUAAAUCUUAAGACACCCUCUAAAAACUCCUCUGUGUUUUAAAAAGGGGGCGUUAUGCAAAAUGACCUUGUUUUUAGCUUUCUACAGUGUUGUAACGUUGAACAAAAACACGCCUGACGAGGUUUUAGACGUCAUCCAUGCUCGUUUGAGUCAUUUAGUGAUCUCUCCCAGGCGUCCCGAGAGUCUCUCCAAUGCUCCCGUCUACUACAGACCUACGUCAGCCACACUCCCACUUGACAAUUCUCCAGAAAUAUACAAAAACAUGUACGCAGAAAAGUCAGUGUACCAUUUGUUCUUUUGAAUUUUGAUUAAGAACGAAAAACAAUAAAAUGGGAAAGCAGUUUGUUAUUUCAUUA